AUGAUAUGCCCCAUUCGACUUGAGAAAGCCGGGAAAAAGAUUGUGGAGAAUUGUGAAGAUCUUCCUCUUAUGAUUGUCACGGUUGCUAGGCUCCUCUCUCGUGUUGAGCAAACUGCUGCAGUUUGGAAUGAUGCAGCGCAGAGAAAUUCUCAGAUUUUCAUGGAUGCAUAUGAUCAAAUCUCAAAGAUAUUAGUUUCAAGCUAUAAGCACUUGCCUCAAUACUUGAAAGUAUGCUUUCUCUAUAUUGGGAUUUUCCCUCAGAAUAAGGAGAUCCCAACCUCCAAGCUCAUCAUAUUCUGGAUUGCUGAGGGAUUUCUCGAACCAAAUUCAGGCAAAACCAUACAAGAUUAUGCUGUAGAAUGCUUGUUAGAGCUUGAAAGCCUAAGCCUAGUCAUGGUUAGCCAGCAGAGUUCUAGUUUCAAGAUUAAGGCCUGCAGCUUGCAUUCUGUUUUCUGGCAUUUAUCCAAUAAUUUAGCAAUGCAGAGCAAUUUCUUUCGAGCCUUUAGCACUCUUGCUGAUUGUGGAGUUGAGAAUAUGGAGAUGCAGCGGAGAUUAUGCAUUCGAAAUAGCACUUUAUUAGGCAUCAAAGAUGUGCACGACUUGAUUGCAUCCAUUUCAGCUACGCGUUCUCUGAUAUGUGCUUCUCCGUCUCAUCAGUAUCCGGUGCCAGUUUGUUUCGGGUUGAGGCUGCUAAGGUUGAUGGAUGCUCUUGCAAUUCGUCUCUACGAGUUUCCCACUGAAGUAAUGGAUUCAUAUUUCUUGAGAUACCUUGCUCUUACAUACAAUGGGAGCAUCCCUCCUUGUAUUUCCAAACUGUGGAACCUUCAGUUUAUUAUUAUAAGUCGGCCUCUCAGCAUCGUAUCAUCUGCAGAUUCGUCGUAUUUACCAAUGGAGAUAUGGGAUAUGGAGAAACUGAAGCAUCUUCAGAUUGCAGGAAGCAACCUACCAGACCCUAAUGGUAGUGUUGCAUUACGAAAACUGUCAACUCUCAUAGGCGUGAGCUCUCGUAGUUGUACCAAAAAAGUGCUUAGGAGAGUCUCGGGUUUGAAGAGAUUAGGGAUUUGCAUUGAGCUCGAGCCUGAUGAGAAUGAUGAUCCCUAUCGUUGCUUGAACAAUAUAUCCCGUCUCCGGAGACUAGAAUCACUUAAAUGUGUGGUUGUAAAUCCUGACUUUAUGCCAGAGCGGGUGUCUCCACCCGCUCCUCGGUCAAUGUUCCCAUGGGGUCUUAAAAAGUUGAGCUUGAGUGGGCUCGGGUACCCAUGGGAAUAUAUGAAGAUAAUUAGCAAGUUGGAAAAUCUCAAAGUGCUCAAAUUGCGAUGCUACGCCUUUCAAGGACCCGACUGGGAGUUGCAUGAUGACGAUUUGUAUGCACUUCGGUUUCUUUUAAUUGAAGACACUGAUUUGGUUCUUUGGAAGUUCUCGGCUACGUGUUUCAUGAACCUCAAGCGUCUGUGCAUCAAACACUGCUACCAAUUGGAAGAAAUCUCGCCUGAGCUGUGUACAAAUGUGGAAACAAUUCAAGUUGUUGAUUGCAACCCUAUGGUUCAAAAUUGGGCAAAGGAUUUGGAGAUGAGCGCAUAUGAUAUCAUUUCUUCAUGGGAUCAUGCAACAAAAUCUUGA
Messenger RNA from Salvia splendens (bonfire salvia), 1620 nucleotides. Its product is annotated as putative late blight resistance protein homolog R1A-10. The transcript has a single exon. Lineage: Eukaryota; Viridiplantae; Streptophyta; Magnoliopsida; Lamiales; Lamiaceae. The record is from RefSeq and is a predicted model, not a curated record. Bases 1 to 1620 code for a protein of 539 amino acids.